AUGAGUAAAAGUGGAACAUUUGUGUUGUUGAUUAAAGAUAUCAAGAAGGGCGUGGUUGGGAAUUCUGAGGUUUUGAAAAGUAAAUUUAGAAGCUUGCCACUGAAUGGCUGUAGGAAGCUUUGGAUGAAGGUUUGGAUAUUCGUCAAAGUGACAAAAGCUCAGGUGGAAGAUGUCUCUCUGUUGCGUAUACUGAUAAAACUGGAGAGGCUGCUAAAGCUUGGAUUGAAGCUUCACAUUGAUGGAGCCCAUAUUUUUAAUGUGUCAGUUGCACUCGGUAUUCCUGUGGAUAGGCUUGUCGAAGCAGCUGAUUCAGCAUUGAUAUUAAGGUUAUUUAUAGGAUAUGGAAUUGGAAUUAUCUCAUAUGUGGUUCCUGUAUAUAUAGCAGAAAUGGCACCCAAAAAUCUUAGAGGAAUGCUUGCAACAACAAAUCAAGUGAAAAGAAGUGUCAUACAUUGGAGACAACUAGCACUAGCAGGAUUAGUGCCUUGUAUUAGCUUGCUGGUUGGUUCGUGCUUCAUUCCUGAGUCUCCUAGAUGGCUGGCAAAGGUUGGUCGUGAAAAAGAGUUCCAAUUCAAAUACUUCGGGGCAAAUAUGCUGAUAUUUCUCAUGAAGCUAUUGAAAUACCGGAUAAUUUUGAAACUCUUCAAAAACUUCCUAAGGCUAAGAUGUUGGACUUGUUCUAGAGCAAGAUUCUAUACAGCUGAGAUUUUUGUAGCAGCAGGACUUUCUUCAGCAAAAGCUGGUACCAUAGCUUAUGCUUGUAUACAGGUUCCAUUUACCAUGUUGGGAGCCAUUUUGAUGGAUAAAUCUAGAAGAAAGCCUCUCAUAACAAUAAAUCUAUUUGCAAAUAAUUUCUGCGAGUGGAACAUUCUUAGGCCGCUUUAUUACCGGAAUUGCUUUCUUUUUCAAGGCAACUUAUUGCUUGAGUGGGUGCCAACAUUAGCAGUUGGAGGCAUAUUGAUCUACAUAGCAAUAUUUUCAAUUGGGUUGGGAUCAGUUCCUUGGGUGAUGAUGUCUGAGGUGUUUCCUAUAAAUCUGAAGGGAAUUGGUUAA
This is a messenger RNA of Vicia faba (fava bean), 1053 nucleotides long. NCBI's taxonomy places the organism in Eukaryota, Viridiplantae, Streptophyta, Magnoliopsida, Fabales, Fabaceae. The record is from the annotation of a GenBank genome assembly.